This is a messenger RNA of Effrenium voratum, 2731 nucleotides long. The record is from the annotation of a GenBank genome assembly. Lineage: Eukaryota; Dinophyceae; Suessiales; Symbiodiniaceae.
AGCCAUUUUUGCUCGAGCAAAAAGGCGGGUUCCCUCGUCGGCGUUCGCGGAUUUCCACCUGCUCGACCAUGGCUCCUCGCCUCUCCAAGACUGCGGCAGCCGCGGGCGCCGUGGCAGGCUGUGCUUUCGUGACCCUGCCCAACCAGAGGUCCAAGGUGUCUGGCGGGCUCCGCGGUGCUGCUGCCAGCUCCACCCCCGCCACCGGCCUGGGCAUGGGCGGCAGCGUGCUGAGCACGGUCGGGGUGGCGUUGGGCGCAUCUGCGCUGGCGGCCGCAAGCCGGAAGGAGGCGCCAGUGGCUCGCCGCGCCUUCGAGGGCGAGUUGGGCGUCCAAGCUCCCGUGGGAUUUUGGGACCCCGCCGGCUUUACCGCGGACGGCGAUGCCAAGGACUUCUACCGGCGACGGGUGGUCGAGAUCAAGCACGGGCGUGUCUCCAUGCUCGCUUGCACCGGGUACAUCGUGCAGGAGUUCGUGCGCUUCCCGGGGUCUUUGUCCCCCAGCAGCGAUUUGAAGUUCGCGGACCUCCCGAACGGCCUGGCGGCAGUGACCAAGGUGCCGGCAGUGGGCUGGUUCCAGUACACCAUCUUCUGCGGCAUUUGCGACCUUUGGCUCAUGCACCAGGUGCCCAGCAACCCCCCGGGCAAGCUCCAGACGCGUCUCUUCGGAGAGUCCACCACCAACUAUGAGUAUGGCUUCCUGGGCCUUCCCGGAUACCUGGGAGGCAAGGCCAUCACUGAUGAGGAGACCAAGAAGAAGAAGCUUAACGCGGAGCUUGCCAACGGGCGGUUGGCGAUGAUGGCCAUCAUUGGCAUGUUCUUCCAGGACGGGCUCACCGGUUCCGCCUGGGGGGACUGGGCCAACUACACCGACUCCCCCCUGCGGGCCUUCGAGAGCGAGCUGGGCGUGCAGGCGCCUUUGGGCUACUUCGAUCCGCUGGGCCUCUCCAAAGACGGUGACGUGGAGACCUUCAGGCGACGCCGCGAGUCGGAGCUGAAGAACGGGCGGGUGGCCAUGUUCGCCACUAUCGGCUACAUGGUGCCGGAGUACUUCAAGUUCCCCGGUUACCUGGCCCCCUCCGCCUCUCUGAAGUUCGCGGACGUGCCCAACGGCAUCCAGGCCAUCACGAAGGUGCCUGCUGAGGGCUGGCUUCAGUGGGUGGCACUCUGCGGCUGCUACGAGCUCUGCGUGAACCAGCCCGUGGAUGCCGCAGACCCCGGGAACUACGGCAAGGGCAAGCUGGGCUACGGGAACAUGGUGCUGGGCAUCACCGCGGAGUCCAUCAGCGACCCGGAGGCCCGCAAGCGGGGCCUCAACUCGGAGUUGGCCAACGGCCGGCUGGCGAUGAUGGCCAUCAUGGGACUCUGGGUGCAGGACGGGCUCUUCGGCACCCCUUACGGGCUCUACGCCGGCAGCUCCGCCUUCGAGAAGGAGCUGGGCGUGCAGCCUCCGGUGGGCUUUUGGGACCCCUUGGGCUUUACCGCCGGCGGGGACGCGGCCUCCUUCCGGCGACGCCGCUACGUGGAGCUGAAGCACGGGCGGGUGGCCAUGUUCGCCUGCCUCGGCUACAUUGUGCCGGAGUACUACCGGUGGCCGGGAGAUCUGUCCCCAUCCCUGGGACUCAAGUUCUCGGACGUGCCCACUGGCUUUGCAGCCUUCAGCAAGGUGCCGCUGAGCGGCUGGGCCCAGAUGGUGGCCUUCGCCGGGUCGGUGGAGCUCUUCCAAUACAACGACGACCCCAAGAGGCCCCCUGGGGACUUCGAGAACGCGGGCUUCCUGGGGGUGCCCAAUGGCUUCCUGAAGGCUCCGGCAGGCACAAAGGAGAAGAAGCUUGCAGCGGAGAUUGCGAACGGGCGGUUGGCGAUGAUGGCCAUCAUCGGCAUGUUCUUCCAAGACGGACUCACCGGCUCGGCGUGGGGCGACUGGGCCCUCUAUACGGACUCCCCCCUGCGGGCCUUGACCCCGGCACAGGAGAGCAUCGCCGGCACCGGCGGACCCUUCCCGGAGAACUUCUGGGACCCCGCAGGCAUCACUAGCAAGAAGAGCAAGGAGGAGAUCCUGGAGCUCCGCGCGAUUGAGCUGAAGCACGGGCGGGUGGCCAUGCUCGCGGUGCUGGGCUGGUUCCACGUGGCGGCGGGCUUCCACAUCAUCGGGGACUUGGCCACGCAGACGUACCUGGACAACAACCCCCUGGUCAGCCUCACCCAGCUGCCCAUGGGAGGCAUGUGGCAGACGGUGUUCUUCAUCAUGUGCCUGGAGUGGGUCGGCACCUACGUGUGCCCCCCCCCCAAGGACAAGCCUUGGGACGUGCUGGGCUGGUCGGACAUCCUGCUGGAGGAUGAGGACAACUAUUGGAACCAGUUCCGCAAGGCGGAGUGCCAGGAGUUGAACAACGGCAGGUUGGCCAUGAUGGCCAUCGUCGGCCUCAUCACCCAGGAUCUGCUCUUCGGCGACUUCGGCAAUGUGAACGUGUGCUUCGGGGCACAGGUCUGCCAGGACAUCGGUGACUACCUGCCGGGCUGGACCGGGCCUUUGCCUCCGGUGGCCUAUGACUUUCCGCCGCUCUACCCCGCGCCAGAGACGCCCUUCGCCGGCUACCAAGCCCCACUGAAGUUCAUCUGAGUGCCUGGCCACAAAGUCGGAUCGGAUGCGCCGAAAAACGGAACGCCGCCUUAGCUUCCCCAAGCGCCAGUGGGGUGUCUCCCCUUUUCUCCUUUGUGGUUAGAAGUCUUGCC